Molecule: messenger RNA, 2458 nt
Organism: Meleagris gallopavo (turkey)
Lineage: Eukaryota; Metazoa; Chordata; Aves; Galliformes; Phasianidae
Gene: TLCD3A
Product: TLC domain containing 3A
Biological process (GO): lipid homeostasis
Cellular component (GO): membrane; endoplasmic reticulum
Source: RefSeq, a predicted model, not a curated record
CGGGGCUGUUCGCGUUCUGCGUGCGGGCGCUGCGUUGGGCCGCGCCGGGAUGGAGCCUCAAGGACCGCGUCCUGCUCAGCGGAAGGCUGGUGUCGACGGUGCAGGCCACGAUGGCCACGGUGUCGGGCCUGACCGUGGUGCUUAGCUGCGAGGAUGUGGUGCACGACAGGCACUGGCUGGCUGUGGAGUACGUCUGGGUCCUGGUUCCCUACAUGACCUACGACAUCUACGUCAUGUACCUCUGCCACUGGCACAAGAGCCAAGAGAAGGGCAUAGCAGAGAGGAAGCACUCGCUGACCAGUGUGCGGAGCUUCCUCCUGCAGGAGCGGCUGAUGGUCACCCACCACGUCUUCAUCCUCAUCGUGCUCACCCCUGUUACCCAGCACUUCAGGGGAGAGCUGGGGGAUUUCUUCGUGGGCUGCAUCUUCACAGCAGAGCUGAGCACUCCUUUUGUAUCACUGGGCAAAAUCCUCAUGCAGCUGAAGAUGCAGGACACGCUGCUGCACAAAGUGAACGGGAUCCUCAUCCUGGUGACUUUCUUCCUCUGCCGUAUUCUCCUCUUCCCCUUCAUGUACGCAGCCUAUGGCAGGCAGGUGGGAAUCCCAGUUUACAUGGUGCCUUUCCGCAUCCCCCUGCACUGCAACAUAGCCAACGCCUCCCUCAUCGCCCCGCAGCUCUACUGGUUCACACUCAUCUGCCGCAAAGCCGUCCGCCUCUACGGCAGCUCACCUGCUGACAAGAGCAGGUAAUGGCUGGCAGAGCACGAGGGCUGGAGAAGGGUUGUUCCCUUCCCAGCUCUUCUGCCUGCAAAGUCAGCGCUGCAGGAACCAUCGUGGGAGCACAGCAGCGUCGAUACCACGAGGCAGCCCUGCUGUCAGCAGUGCCGGCCUCAGCUAGGGAGAACUUUCCUUCCACGCUGCUCCUGCACUUUGAGCAAGGAGGAGGUCUCCCCAUAAGCAUAACUUAUGGGGUUCAGAGCUGGGCACCAAACUAAUGGUUACACGAGAGGGGAUUGUUACAGAUCCCCCAUCUUUCAGGGCUGAUGGCAGCACAGUGAGGCACAAAGGAGCUUGUGGAGUGGAUGCAGCAGUGUAGGCGAUGCUGGAGCGUGCCCAGCCCCAAGCAGCAGUGCUGGGGAUGUGGGAGCUGCGUGCUGUCCCUGCUGGGUUCAGAUCUGCUCCUCCUGCAGGAAGCAGAGCCAGGCCCCACGAUUCUGCACAGCCUGUUCCCCAACAGGGUCUUUACACUACAGCUGCAUUCAGCCUCUGACUUCCCCACACCUCACUGCUGCUGGGCUCAAGCUCACCUGGGACUCUCCACUUAACUCAAAGGGGAUUUUCAGUACCACUGUCUGAUGUCUAUGGUUGACAGGGGGUAGGGCAGCUCCGGAGCCCCCAGCAGGAUCCAAGGAUUGGUUGCACUGUGUCACAGCAAGCCAAGCAGGCAGAGGGCCAUUGCUGAAGGGUAGGACAAGGGCAGGAGAUUGCAAAGUCCCCAUCCCACCAACGCAGAGCCCUUCCGUGGCAGGUGAUGGCUGGUUUCAACCCCUUGCCUUGAUGCAGUUGCACAUGGGGAUGCAUGCAUCUGCCUCAUUACCUCUAUAAGGUAACUGAAAGCCCAACACAUUUCCUUGCCCCUGCUUUCCCUUCAGCUGACACCAGCAGCACUCUGUGUGGGUACAACCUGAGCUCCAGCUGCCCCUCCUGCCCCAUCCCAGUCUCCCACAAAGGGAGGCCUGCCUGAAGCUGACAGGGAAGGAACUGGUCAGUGCAUAAGGAACCAGCAACACCAGAGCAGGGUGCUGAGCUGUGUCCUUAACCGGUUCAGCCCAUUUCCACCUUCAGUACAGUGAAAAAGAGGCAAGGCUUCUGUGCUCACCUUGCACCAUGACUGCAGUGUGCGGUUACCAAGCCCAGCAGGUGUGUACAAGCUGGACAUCAAUCCUGCUUUCUCUGAGCACAGCGUAAAACUGAGCAGCCAGGUUUUCCCCACAGCCUCCUGCACAAGCCUGGAGUUUCCUCUGUUCCAGGGCAGCCAGCUGCACCAGCAGUUGAUAGACCAGCACCCACUCUGUGCCUUUCAUUCUGUCUAAAAGCUAAAAAGGAUGGCUGGAAGAGAUCUAGUCUGGGAGAAUCAUUUCUUUUGGGUGUCAGAUCUUGUCCCAGUCAUGGCUGUGCAGGCUGGAAAGAAUAAUAAUAAUUUUAGAAAAGCCUCUUCCAGCACGCUGUCGGUUAUUGCACAAACACUACUGUUACAUUAACCAUUGAGACAAGCUGCUGUUAUAAACCGCUUGCUACCCAUUGCAAAUAUUUGUAUAUUGCUGUUUUUAUUACAGAUAACGUGCCUUAUGUAAAGACAAAAAAUCCACUGAGGCAUCUCAGUUUGCACUAACACUGCCCUAUUUACUACUGCACCUAUCAGAAGAGAUCAAUAAAGACUUCUUUCCUGAGUCACACCA